Suillus clintonianus is the source of this 588-nucleotide messenger RNA. RefSeq lists its product as uncharacterized. The record is from RefSeq and is a predicted model, not a curated record. Lineage: Eukaryota; Fungi; Basidiomycota; Agaricomycetes; Boletales; Suillaceae. The transcript has 9 exons. Bases 1 to 588 code for a protein of 195 amino acids.
AUGACCAUUCGCACUUAUGCUCUUUACGGCUGUAGCAAGCGCCUUCUUACUUUCAUGGUAAUCGUGCUCGUUUCUCUUGUGAUAGGAGUUUCUGCGAGCACUUUUGGACAUUUUUCAGGUGAUGUGGCCACCGUUCCAGGAGUUGGCUGCUAUGAAUCAUCUACAGCAGAGUCAGCCACCCGUAUUGGUUUGGCAUGGAUGGCCGAAUUUGUCUUCGAAUUACUGAUCUUCAUCCUCACGGUGUACAGGGUUUGCAAAACUAGAGGCUUGCUGCAGUUGUCUCUAUUCACCAGGAGAAACAUGAUUGAUAUCAUAUUUUAUGAUGGUGUAAUGUACUUCGGAGCGAUGGCGCUGGUGAACAUACCGAACAUCCUGGCAUACUACUCUGGGCCAGUUGCUACCAGAGGCACUCUGGCUACACUUAGUAGCUGCAUCUCCGUUACUCUCAUCUCUCGGCUGGUGCUCAACCUGCAUAAAUCUACCGACGCUAGCACUUUCUCCAUCCCCGCCCAGGAUGACGACCCCGGCCGCGAUGUCCUCACCACCAGGGUCAACGUACAGUCCGCGAUUUCCUCUCACCAUUGCUAA